AUUGGAAUCUCCAAAUUAACACGAUCUCCUCUUUAUUUAACAGGUUUGUGAAGUAGAAUGGCUGAAAUAUUCCAGGCAGCAAGUCGAAAGUGUUUGGUUGUUAGCGUGACGGUUUUGCGCGGAGAGAAUGUCACGCAAGGAUGGUGGAAUGAUUUAGCUGAUACGCCAGAUCCUUUCGUGAAAUUACAUCUGCCACAGUCGCCGAGCGGUAAACGACAGACAACAGUGAUCAAUAACGAUAAUAAUCCCACAUGGAACGAAACUUUUCAAUUCUACAUGGAUCCCGAGCUAAACAACGUAAUGAAUGUGACGCUGAUGGAGGCUGAUUAUGUUUACCAUGAUGUAAUCGGUCGGACUAAGUCCAUUGACUUGAACAACCUUGAGCAUGACCUUGACCAUGAAAAAGAUCUCGUCUUUAAUGAGAAAUUUCCUCCUUCGUAG
Messenger RNA from Exaiptasia diaphana, 441 nucleotides. Its product is annotated as cytosolic phospholipase A2. The record is from RefSeq and is a predicted model, not a curated record. The transcript is spliced from 5 exons. NCBI's taxonomy places the organism in Eukaryota, Metazoa, Cnidaria, Anthozoa, Actiniaria, Aiptasiidae. Gene Ontology annotation, molecular function: calcium ion binding. Bases 58 to 441 code for a protein of 127 amino acids.